This is a messenger RNA of Linum tenue, 3225 nucleotides long. Lineage: Eukaryota; Viridiplantae; Streptophyta; Magnoliopsida; Malpighiales; Linaceae. The record is from the annotation of a GenBank genome assembly.
UUCAUUGAGACGAGUAGCGAGCACGGGGAUGAGCCGAUGAUUGCCAGGCUUCCCAAUCCCAGAGAUGAAAUCGGCAUUGUACGAGCCCUCCCCUUUCAACCCUCGCCAUCUCUUGAGGGAGUUUACCGUCCGAUACUCUUAUUUCUCCAAUCAUGUCCCGGAGAUCUCUAUCCAGAAUUCUUGACAUUCGCCGGCACUGGCCGGGCCGAAAGGAGAAUCCAUAGGCGGAGGACGACAGUGUGGCGUGUGCUGCAUAUUAGCGGCUAUAGGAACGCCGCGAAGGACGGCGAUAAUGUUAUCUGGCAUCUUAUCGACCGCAGCGCCGGCAAUUUCGUGACCUAAGGAGGUUCAGGCUGCCGGAAUACUUCAAUGAACCAAACUUUGUGAGCGAUGGCUAUCCAGAGUUCUCCCGGGUUCUUAUGUACCAUAUGGCGUAUCUGACGACCUCAUUUCUUCUGGGAACAUACGAGCUAUCUUGGAAGCUGGCAACACCAACUGCCAUAAGCCAUUGAGGGGUUGCAUAAAGAUGCCAUUUGAGAAAUCACAUUGCAAGCAAGGGUGAAGCACUUACGAUGAAUUUGUGCCUAAUUUUGGAGACUAAAACGGGACUGUAGAUAUGUGACUCUUGUAUGGAAGCUGGGUUUCCAGCUGGAGGACAAGUUGGGAAAGAUGGGUUUUUUUUGGAAUGGUGAGAAAAUUGAUGAUCUAUCAAGAAGGGAAAGAGAUGAGGAAAAGAGGAUUAGGACUCUCAAGGAAACCGUGGAAAUUGGCACCAGAUUAGGUGGUUCUUCAUUCUACUACUGGGAAAAAACUUAAAACUUGGGGGCAUCAGGUAAGUUCUAGGAAUUGUCCUGUACCUUGCAUCUCUUGGCCACAGUGAAUAGUUCAGUUACUGGUCAUUAAUAUCAGCAAAACUGUUACCAGCUGUUACUAAAAUAAACGCACGUGCUUGAAUUAUGUCGAAUUCCAUAUCUGGGGAAACGGGACAUGUGCUUACCGACAAAGACGGUAUGAAGUCAAGCGUUAUAUAUAUGGUUCCCAUACCUUUCUAUGGUAAGCUGCUGCAACUUGGCAUUUUACUUGUUGUUGUUGAACUUCCAGUUACAUGUCAUGUCAUCUGGAUCUCUCUACUGUUUCCUCGUGCCAAUAAGCUGACAUCAAGGUGCACGUCUGCUACCCACGUUCCCCCAUGGCCAAUAUUUAAUAUUCAUAUCCACGUCGUCACCCCCACCAAUCCAAAAGGAGAUCUUUAUGAUUUCCUUUUAAACCACCCAGUACCCACAUCUACUGCUAGUUCAUCAUAUGCUGGUUUGAUUUUCAGUUGUUUACAGACAGUAGUAGCGUGCAAGGUAACAGAGAAAGAUCUAGAUGGGGAGCGAAGGAGGAGAAGUGAUUCGACCACGUCAUCUGGUGUUAGUCCCAUGUCCUUACCAGGGCCACAUCAAUCCGAUGCUUCAGCUUGGCACCAUACUUCAUUCCAGGGGGUUCUCCAUUUCCAUAAUUCACACCCAGUUCAACGCUCCUUGUCCCAAGAACCACCCUGAUUUCAGGUUCAUACCUAUACCAGACGGCUUACCUGAAUGCCUCAUCUCUUCUGGGAACAUACCUGCUAUCUUGUUAGCAGUCAACGCCAACUGCCACACGCCCUUGAAGGACCGUGUGGCUCGAAUGAUGCAAUCUGAGAAGCCAAACGGGAAGGUAAGCUGCAUAAUUUAUGAUGAACUCAUCUACCGUGCUGAAUCUGUGGCCAACUCUCUCGGCAUCCCAAGCAUCAUGCUGCGCACCAAUACUGUCUCCACCUUCCUCGCACGUGAUCUCAUUCUGCGACUAAUUGACCAAGGCCAAACCCCUCUGCAGGAUUCAAUAAUGGAGGAACCAGUGCCGGAGCAUUACCCCCUCAGAUACAAAGAUCUUCCCACAACCAUUUUCAAGCCAGUGAGCAACUUCGUCGAAAUGGUCGAGAAUCUCAGGCUCGUCAGGACGAGUUCAGCUGUCAUAUGGAACACCCUGGAUUGUCUGGAAAACUCGUUACUCGAUCAAGUGAAGCAGCAAUGCCAAGUUCCAAUCUUCACGGUGGGACCGAUGCACAAAUUCGCCCCGCAGCUCUCCACCAGCUUACUAAAGGAGGACUACAGCUGCAUCCCAUGGCUGGACAAGCAGGCAGAGAAGUCGGUGAUCUACGUGAGCUUGGGGAGCCUGGCCUGCAUAAGCCAGCACGAGCUGGCCGAGAUGGCAUGGGGACUAACAAAGUCCAAACUUCCCUUCCUGUGGGUUGUUCGACCCGGCCUGGUACGUGGAACACGUAAUAUUCAAGAGUCGCUGCCUGAUGGGUUCAAAGAAGGCGUCGGGGAAAGAGGGCGGAUCGUGCAGUGGGCGCCACAGAAGGAAAUUUUGGCACACAAGGCCGUAGCAGGGUUUUGGAGCCAUUGCGGAUGGAACUCUACUGUCGAGAGCAUUGCUGAAGGGGUUCCCUUGAUUUGCAGGCCCAACUUCGCCGAUCAGAAGGUGACUGCGAGGUAUGUGACCCAUGUAUGGAAGGUGGGCAUGCAGCUGGAGGAGGAGUUGGAGAGGGAACAGGUGGCGGCGGCCGUGAGAAGGCUGAUGGUGGAGAAAGAAGGGAUGGAGAUGAGGAAAAGAGCGGUGGAGUUGAAGGCAAGAGUGGAGAUUGGGACCAGGAAAGGUGGUUCAUCAUUCAAUGAUCUGGAUAAGCUGAUUAAGACUAUCAGGUCAUUCUAGUCCCCCUCAGACUCAGAGUCCCCACUCUCCCCUGCCUUGUUCGUUUUUGUGUGUGUGUUGGCUUGCUGGGGUGUUAGUUCACGUCUCUUCCAUAUUUCUCAGUUAUCCAACAUUGUUGGUUCUUGUCACUUUUCUUUUUUGUUGCCAAAGCGUUCUCGUCACUUCUAUCCCUUGUGAUCCAUUUUGUGGGCCAAUUAUGUUCUCUUUGUAGUGUGAGCCAAUAUAAUAGGGAGAUAAGAUUGGACUAGCAGUAAUAUUAUUGGUUUUUUGUUCUUUUUGGUGGUCAUUAUGUUUCCUGUCAUAAUCCAUAUGUUUGAAUUUGAUAGUUGAUCUUGAUUCUUGUAUGAUAUUUUGCAUUCGUUGUGGAGUAAUAAUGCUUGACAAGUCACUCAUUUAUGAUCAAACAAAUUAUUACUGGUUUUCAACUUAUACUAGAGUGAUGAUGGCCGCGCGCCGCAGCGGCUUUCAUAUUGAUUUAUGUAUUGUUAC